This is a messenger RNA of Arabidopsis arenosa, 2246 nucleotides long. Lineage: Eukaryota; Viridiplantae; Streptophyta; Magnoliopsida; Brassicales; Brassicaceae. The record is from the annotation of a GenBank genome assembly.
ACCCGAGGAAGAUGAGAUAGAUUGAUCGAUGCUGUUGCUUCUCAUCGAACAACUAGGGUUUCGAUUCGCACAUUCGAAUCAAAUUCAAUCAGGAUGGAGGAUAUUGACAUUGACAUGGUAAUCAGCAUACCUGAUACUCCAGAUAGACCGGUACGACAUCGAGAGGUUAAGAGAAGGCCAAAUUCUCCAGAACCACCAUUAAGAUAUCAAAGAGAGGAAUACCGUAAUUAUCUUAGCGGAAGAACCAGACCAGUCCCUGAAAUUGGGGACAACCGGGAAAGUUCUGAUACACGAACUGAGAAUGGACAUCGCUCGCAUGUUUCUGGAGGCAAUGCUUUGUUUAGGAGAACUGUGGUUGAGCAGGAUAAAGGGAAAUCCAUCUCCACUGAUCCACGUGCGGCUCGUGUAGAGAAAAAUCCGGUUUUAAAUCUGAAUCAACGUAACGGACAUGCUCAUGGUGCUGCAUCGAGAUGCUUACCAUUUGAAGAUAUAAGAGAAUUGCGCACAAGUAAUGGUUGUUCUCCUUUACGAGGUGAUCAUAACUCUUUUAUGCUGCCUGGGACUAGUAAUAAGGGUAAAGGAAAAGCAGAUUCUGGCUCUGUUUCUAAUAGAGAAACAAUUGACCUUUCCAGUGGCGGCAAACAACAGAACAGAGGCACUAAAAGAUUGGUGAGACAUGGGUGCAUUUCUCCAAAUGGAAUAGCAGCUAGAGCUAGACAAGCUGCUGAUACAAAUUCCAAGGACACAGUUAGUGUUGAACAGGAACUAGCUCCUGAAACUGCAUCUUUGAUUGGCAUAAGAGAGAUUGUUUCUGAAAGUGAUAUUCACGGAAGAGCUAGAGGCAAAAGACCUGAAAUUUCUUGUAGCAGGGUGGCGAGUAGAGACGGUUCUGAGGGGUGGGUUAGUACACGUAACCGAAUAUUAAAUAUGGACCAAGAAUUGAAUCAGAAGAAUGAGAGUGACACACGCGGAAUUUGUAGUUCUGUCUCCAGACUUGAUGUGCAUGAAACCGGUGUAGUUGAAAGAGAAACAAGACAACAACGACGGCGGAAAAAUGGAUUUACUACUUCAACGGCUUCAAAUGAGCCAGAAGUUACUGUUAUUAGAUCUUCUGGGGAACCAUCUAGUUCAAGGCCACCAAGAAUCCAGAAUCAUUUAAGACACGGCACACAAGUGUUGGAAAUUGAAGAUUCAUCUCCUGAAGUACGGGUCUUCUGGGGUCCUAGACGUGUUGAAAACAAUGUAUCUGAUGUGAAUGUAAGACAAAUAGAAGCAGAUGAGAUAUUGGCUCGUGAAUUGCAAGAACAGCUGUACCAAGAAGAGACGUUGAUAAGACACCAGCAGAUUGAUGAAAACAUAGCAAGGUUGCUGGAACAAGAAGAGAAUUCUCUUCGUGCUUCUUCUAGUCGUUCUUCUUCUACUCGGUCUACCCGAAACUCUAAUACCAUUGCAGCAAACCGAGGUGGAAGAAGUCGCCUGGAAGCACGACUGCAACAACAUUCUUCAAGGAGGCGAUUGAAUCCUCCACAGGCUCGUGCUCCUGUUAGAGCACCAACACGGGGUCGAGGUUAUCGUUUAGGCCGUGCAUCUGCUUCACUACACACAGCUCUGAAUCUCAGUUUUCCAUAUGAUAUGGGCAUAGAAACGAGAAUGGAUCUUCUGGAGGGAUUAGAGAAUGCUAUUGGACACUCCAUUACUACUAGUAGUCUUCUUCAUAUGGAUCGUGACUUUACUGAAGAUGAUUACGAAUUGCUUCUAGCUCUUGAUGAAAACAACCAUCGACAUGGCGGUGCUUCUACUCAUCGCAUUAACAAUUUGCCAGAGUCUACAGUUCAAAAUGAUAAUUUUCAAGAAACUUGUGUUAUUUGUCUGGAAACACCGAAGAUCGGAGACACCAUACGUCAUCUUCCUUGUUUGCACAAAUUCCACAAAGAUUGCAUUGAUCCAUGGCUAGGACGGAGUAAAUCAUGUCCGGUUUGCAAAUCCUCAGUUACUUGACCAGGUUUUCAAGCUUAUCGGGGAAUGUAACAAAUUUACCAUUUUACCCUUCCAAACCGGUGGAUCUCCUCUGGAAUCCUUUUGCUGGUAAGCCAAACAUUCUUCGCCAUCAAAUUUGAACUCAUUAAACGGUUUUUUACUACCGUUUACGCGCGAGAAAUUAUCUGUGUAUCUCUGUGAUUAUUUUGUCGGGUUUGAAUAUUUCUAGCUAAGAACUGUUCGUAGAUUAAGAAAGUUGAUAUUAUCAC